This is a messenger RNA of Daktulosphaira vitifoliae (grape phylloxera), 2690 nucleotides long. RefSeq names its product xenotropic and polytropic retrovirus receptor 1-like. Gene Ontology annotation, molecular function: inositol hexakisphosphate binding. The coding region runs from base 330 to 2330 and encodes 666 amino acids. Gene Ontology annotation, biological process: phosphate ion transport; cellular response to phosphate starvation. The record is from RefSeq and is a predicted model, not a curated record. Gene Ontology annotation, cellular component: Golgi apparatus; plasma membrane; cytoplasm. The transcript has 10 exons. NCBI's taxonomy places the organism in Eukaryota, Metazoa, Arthropoda, Insecta, Hemiptera, Phylloxeridae.
UUAUCAGUUACUAGCGCGUAAGUACUACUGGCGUGUUCGGCCGUUAUCAAAUUAUCCAACCACAACGGCACUGCUCACACUUCAAAUAGUUUUUUAUCUGCACACGCAUUUUUUUACCAUUCUCCCGUCUACUCCGCCUCAUUAGUCGAUAGCUCUCUCUCGAUUAUAAUGGGUUGACAAAUAUCAGUCAUCAAUUAUCCGUCCACACUUCUGUUCAGUAAAUAUCUGUGCUUUCAACGCCCAUGACUUCACGCGACACUUAAUCUUCACUCGACGCCUCAUCUUUCUUUUAACCACAGGACUGAAGCUCUUCUUUGACUUUACCUAAAAUGAAAUUUGCUGAACAUCUUCAAGCUCAUAUAACACCAGAAUGGCGAAAACAAUACAUCAAUUACGAAGACAUGAAGGUCAUGCUGUACAAAGCCAUAGAAGAAGCGCCUUCAUCGGAAUCUACAGAUCAAGAGAGUUUAUUUCGAAGAUUUACUCAAUUCGAUGAACAUUUUUUACAAUAUUGCGAGAAAGAAUUAGCUAAAAUAAAUGUUUUCUACUCGGAAAAACUUGCUGAAGCUAUGAGAAAAUUUUCUACAUUAAAAAGCGAAUUAGAUAUUCUCAGUUCUACUGCUACCAAAAUGAAAGACUAUAGUAAAAAGAAUGGUUUUACAAAACCAAAUUUACCUCAACGAAAGGUUCAAGAACUUAAACUAGCUUUUAGUGAAUUCUAUCUUAGUUUAAUAUUACUUCAAAAUUAUCAAAAUUUAAAUUAUACUGGAUUUAAAAAAAUAUUAAAAAAACAUGAUAAGCUACUAAACAAAGAAAGUGGUGCUAAAUGGCGUCAAGAACAUGUAGAAAUAUCUCACUUUUACACAAAUAAAGAUAUAUUGCGCUUAAUAAAUGAAACGGAACAUACUGUUACUAAUGAAUUAGAGUUUGGUGAUAGACAAAAAGCUAUGAAAAGGCUUCGUGUUCCUCCGCUUGGUGAAAAGCAAAGCCCAUGGACUACUUUUAAAGUAGGAUUGUAUUUGGGAUGUCUAAUAGUUUUGUUUGUUGCAAUAUUUAUAUCCGCUACAUUUGAAAACAAAACAAAUUUGAAACAAGCAUUCCGUUUGUAUCGUGGGUCAUUCCUGUUGAUAGAGUUCCUUUUCCUAAUUGGCAUUAAUGUUUAUGGGUGGCGUUCUUCUGGUGUAAAUCAUGUAUUAAUAUUUGAACUUGAUCCAAGGAACCAUGUAACUGAACAACAUAUGUUUGAAAUAGCUGGAAUCUUGGGAGUUGUUUUUGCACUUAGUAUUCUUGGCUACUUGUAUUCUGAAGCAUUGAGUAUACCUGCAUAUAUAAAUCCUUUAUCUCUAAUCACUAUUUUCUUUCUAUUGACAAUCAAUCCACUUAAAAUAUUUUACUUUGAAGCUAGAUUUUGGCUAUUACGUAUUCUGUGGAGGAUGAUAAGUGCGCCAUUCUAUUAUGUUGGAUUUGCUGAUUUUUGGCUUGCUGAUCAAUUAAAUAGUUUAGUGGUAGUUCUUCUUGAUGCUCACUAUCUUGUCUGUUUUUAUUUGUAUAAUGAAAACUGGUAUCAGUCUUCAGAGGUCAAAUUUAAUAUUGAAGAAUAUAUAGUAACAAAAUUAAUAGUUGGUUGUAUUCCUGCUUGGAUUCGUUUUGCACAAUGUUUACGGCGGUAUAGAGAUACAGGAGAAACUUUUCCUCAUUUAGCAAAUGCUGGAAAGUAUUCAACGACAUUUUUUGUUGUAUUUUCUAGAGCUUUAUUAAAAAAAUAUAAAAAUGAUUAUGAAGAUAAUUAUGAAAAUCCUUUUUUUUACACUUGGGUUCUUUGUGCAAUGAUUAGUUCUAUUUACACUUAUACGUGGGAUGUAAAAAUGGAUUGGGGAUUGUUUAGUAAACAUUCUGGUGAAUAUUUGUUUUUGAGAGAAGAAAUUGUUUAUGAUAAUACUGGAUAUUAUUAUUUUGCAAUCAUUGAAGAUUUAGUGAUCAGAUUUUUUUGGAUUCCCCAAUAUUUACUAACCAGUUACGGUUGGAUAAGUACAGAAAUGUCAAUAUCUAUAGCUUCACCUCUAGAAGUAUUUAGACGUUUUGUUUGGAAUUUUUUCCGUCUAGAAAAUGAACAUUUAAAUAACUGCGGUAAAUUUCGAGCUGUUAGGGACAUAUCAAUAGCCCCCAUAGAUUUUUCAGACUCUGCUCAAAUAGUAAGAAUGAUGGAUGAUGAAAUAGGUAUAAUGAAUAGACGUAAACGUAAAAGUAUACCAAAAAAAGCAUCCAAAGAAGAUAAAAUUCAAUUAAUAGUUCCAAACAACACAACAUAUUCUUUAGAGUUAUCUGAAUAAUCUUUGUAGUAGAUGUUUGUUAGAUAAUAUUUCCUAUAAUUUUAUUGCUUUUAAAAAUAUUAUUUUGUGAUAAUUAUAUUUUUAAAAUAAUACUUUAUCCGAUUAUUGUAUUUAGUAGAUAUAUUAAGCUCAAUUUAAAAUUAUUUCAGGAUUGAGUUUAUUUUUAGUAGAGUGUCUUAAUUUAUUUUUACCAAUAAACAUUAUUUUCUAAUGUAUAUUAGUUAUAAAUGUCAAAUAUAUUUUGUAUUUUCAUUUAGAAGUUAAAUUUUCUAAUAGAUAAAAUUUUAUUAGUCUGAUUUUAUAACAUAAUGAGGGUAUAAAAAUAAUAACUAAUAGUAUGCAAUGUAAUGUGAUAUUUAG